UUGUUUUUCAAACGAUCAGCAACAUGCAAUUAUCUUCAAUCUGUGUUUUGGCUCUGGCAGCCUUUUUCCUCACCAGCACGGUCGAGUCGGCUUCGCGUCGUUUGCCUAUUUUAGUGGAAAGUGAUAAUAGUUUGCGUUUGGAAAAUCCUAAUGCAAGAGCUGAAAAUGAGGCAACUGUCUUAAAUUAUCGUUUACCUAAUUCCACCUAUCCGGAACACUACGAUAUUACUCUGACCACAAAUGUUCACACGGGUGAAAAGCCAUUUAAAGGUGUAGUCGUUAUUGAUAUUGUCGUGGUUGAGCCUACGACCACAAUUGUUAUACAUGCACGUAAACUUGAUCAGAAUUUUGAAGUGUCAAUUGCAAAUCCUACAUCGGGAGAAUCGGAGGAAUUAACUUGGGAAUAUGAGUUGGUACGUGAAUUUUUAACAUUGAAACGUAAAACUGAAGAACCAUUUGCUGCUGAUACUAAAUGGAAAUUAACCAUUAAAUAUAGCGGUAAUUUGCGUGAAGAUAAUGGUGGUUUCUAUUUGUCUACUUAUACUGAUGCCGAAGGCAAAGAUCGUUACUUGGGUACAACUCAAUUCGAAAGUACCGAUGCUCGUCAUGCCUUCCCCUGUUAUGAUGAACCCGCCCUACGUGCAAAUUUCACCAUAACCAUCAAUCACAGUCCCACCUAUACAGCCAUUUCAAAUAUGCCCGUUAAUGAAGCUUUAUCCAGUCCCGGUAAAACUGUAUUCUUAACUACAGAUCGUAUACCCACCUAUAUAGUGGCGUUUAUUGUAUCCGAUUUUGAAUACACUGAAGGUAUCUUAAAUGGUAUACCACAACGUGUCUAUUCCCGUCCUAGUGCUAAAAACGAACACGAAUGGGCUGUCGUAUCGGGCAUGUUGAUAACCGAACGUUUGGCUGAAUAUUAUAGUGUUGAUUUUAUGUUGCCCAAAAUGGAUCAAGUUGCUAUACCAGAUUUUGCUGCUGGUGGUAUGGAAAAUUGGGGUUUAGCUACCUACCGUGAGGAAUAUAUGUUGUAUAAUAAGGAUACCUCCACAGUUUUUACGCAAACCAAUAUUGCCAGUAUUUCUGCACAUGAAAUUUGCCAUCAAUGGUUUGGUGAUUAUGUUGCUAUACAAUGGUGGACAUAUUUGUGGCUGAAAGAAGGUUUCGCUACAUUGUUUUCUUAUAGAGCUUUGGAUGAUGCUUAUCCAGAAUGGGGUGUAUGGCAAGAAUUCCAUGCCAGUGAUUAUCAAACUGCUUUGACCAGAGAUGGCAGUGAUAAUCCUAGACCCAUGACCCACUAUGUGCAAAAACCCAAUGAAAUUUCCAGUGUUUACGAUUCAGUUUCUUAUGGUAAAGCUGGUUCUGUAUUGUACAUGUGGAACAAUGCUUUAACCGAUAGAGUAUUCAAACAAGGUCUACACAACUAUUUGACCGUAAAUCAAUAUAGCGCCGCUGUAGAAGAACAACUUUUCACUGCUAUACAAACUGCUGCCAAGGAGGAAGAUUAUUCAAUUCCCGCUACCAUUAGCGAAAUGAUGGGCACUUGGUCACGUCAGGGAGGUUAUCCUUUAUUGACCGUUACCCGUAACUAUAACGAUGGUACAUUCACUGUUAAACAAGAAGCCUUCCAUAAUGAUGAAACUAUAAAAGAUUCCAAAACUUGGUUUGUACCCAUUAACUUUGCUGUUGCUUCCAAUCCAGAUUUCCGCGAUACUGAGGCUACACAUUAUUUAUUGAAUGUUACCGAAAUCAAGGUGGACAAUGUUAAAAUUGCCAAGAAUGAUUGGUUGAUACUUAACAAACAAUCCACCGGUUAUUAUCGCGUUACAUACGAUAAGGAAAAUUGGAACCUUAUUAUCGAUGGAUUGAUUGAAAGACCCUAUAGGAUUCAUCCUCGUAAUCGUGCUCAAUUGAUGCAUGACGCUUAUCGUCUAAGCGCUUCUAAUCGUUUGGAUCAUACCAUAGUCUUAAAGAUGAUGACCUAUUUGCAAAAAGAAGAUCAAUAUGCUCCCUGGUCAACAGCCAAUGGUAUUAUUAACAUCUACAAUCGUUAUUUGAGUGGCGACGCUAAAUAUGAUGAUUUGAAGCGUUUUGUAGCCGAACAAAUUGGUCCUAUCUAUGAGAAAUUGGGUGUUAAUGAUGUUCCUGGUGAACAUCAUUAUCAAAAAUACACACGCAAUGUAGUCAUCAAUUUGGCUUGUUUGGCUGGUGUUAAGGAUUGUUUAGAAGAAACCAAUAACAAAUUGAAGGCCUUGGUUAAGGAUAAUACACCCAUUGAACCGAAUCUACAAACACCCAUCUAUUGCAAUGGUCUCAAACAAUCUGGCGAUGAAGAAUUCGACUUUGUCUAUAAUAAGCUUAUGGAUUCUACUGACCAAGCUUUACGCCGUUUACUCAUUUCUGCCUUGGGCUGCUCACAAGAUGAAAAACACAUUAAAAAACUCAUUGAAAGCUCCAUUGAUGAGACAAAUAAAUUGCGCAAACAAGAACGUUAUACUCUACUUAGUCCCGCCUAUUCUCGCGGUGAGGUAGGUCUUUUGGCCUGCAUUGAGUUCUUGAAUGACAACUGGAAUGAAUAUGCUCAAUUAAAGAGUGGCUUUGGGGGCUCAAAUCCUUUGGAUGAUGAUAUUCGUGGUAUGGCUUCCUAUGUGGUCAACAAGAAACAAGAAGAAAAACUUUUAGCUUUAGUAAAUAAAGUUAAGAAGAGUGAAUAUGUCACCGCUAGUUUGGAAACUGAUGUUAAAUCAUCGAUUGCCGACAAUUUCGAAUGGCUGGAAGAUAAUCGUGAACCUCUUAUGUCAUGGAUUGCCCAAUAUUAUGCUGGUAAUAGUGGCAAUAAUGGCGAUGAUGGCAGUGCUAGCCUAACAACAUCAGCCGUAUUGAUUGCCACGGCUUUGAUGAUGGCUUUGACACGCCUAUUUUAAUUUUAAUAAAACUACUCUAGUACAAUUAUCUAGAUUUUAAAUAAUUAUUGUAUAUAAGUAUUAAAUUUGAUAUACAAUAUUUGAGUAUUAAUUAUUAUUUCUUUUUA
This is a messenger RNA of Lucilia cuprina (Australian sheep blowfly), 3028 nucleotides long. Its product is annotated as aminopeptidase N. Gene Ontology annotation, cellular component: cytoplasm. Gene Ontology annotation, molecular function: peptide binding; zinc ion binding; metalloaminopeptidase activity. Gene Ontology annotation, biological process: peptide catabolic process; proteolysis. The transcript has 5 exons. The coding region runs from base 24 to 2921 and encodes 965 amino acids. Lineage: Eukaryota; Metazoa; Arthropoda; Insecta; Diptera; Calliphoridae. The record is from RefSeq and is a predicted model, not a curated record.